This is a messenger RNA of Olea europaea var. sylvestris, 354 nucleotides long. Its product is annotated as lon protease homolog 2, peroxisomal-like. The coding region runs from base 43 to 354 and encodes 103 amino acids. The record is from RefSeq and is a predicted model, not a curated record. Lineage: Eukaryota; Viridiplantae; Streptophyta; Magnoliopsida; Lamiales; Oleaceae. Gene Ontology annotation, biological process: protein processing; protein targeting to peroxisome; protein catabolic process. The transcript has 2 exons. Gene Ontology annotation, molecular function: ATP-dependent peptidase activity; serine-type endopeptidase activity; ATP binding. Gene Ontology annotation, cellular component: peroxisomal matrix.
UAAAUUUUCCCACCAAAUUCCUGUUAUAGGAGACUGAAAAAAAUGCAGCCUCAGCAACCUGGGUAUAAUAGUUCACAUGUAUACCUGGAUCUUCUUGCUGACCUUCCCUGGCAAAAGGCUAGUGAAGAACAUGAAUUGGACUUAAAGGCUGCAAAAGAUCAUCUUGACAGUGACCACUAUGGUUUAGUGAAGAUCAAGCAUCGGAUAAUUGAAUAUCUAGCUGUUCGCAAGCUCAAACCAGAUGCAAGAGGCCCAGUAUUGUGUUUUGUUGGUCCACCAGGUGUUGGGAAGACGUCGUUAGGCUAUCUUUUCUCAUUCAUUUUCUUUUUGGGUUUAUCGAUUAUGAUGAAAUGA